AGUAUAUAAAGAGAGACACUCAGGCAGUGUGUCAGAGUGUGUGUGUGUUUCACGCUGAGGGACUGGUGUGUGUGUGUACAGAAGAAUCAGUAAUGAUGAAGUGCUUGUAUCUUUUGUCUGUCGUGUUUCACGUGGCUGCAGGCUGUUAUCUCUCUGCUAACAGUAAAGAUGUUUAUAAUGGCCUCCAAGGAGGUUCAGUUCUGUUACUCUGCUCCUGCUCUGACCUGAACACCAAACCUCAGACAUUCACCUGGAUGACCUUCAGAACAGGAUCUCCGACUGACGUGUUAAAUGAUGAACACUACCGUGGCAGACUUCAGCUGUUUAAUAACAUUUCUCCUGGUAAUCUGUCUCUGUUCAUAUCUGACCUGAGAGAAGAGGAUCAGGGAGUCUACAGGUGCAGCACUGAGAAGAAACACAGAGACAUCAGGAUUAAUGUUAAAGGCUGUGAUCUCUCUGGUGAUAAUGACCUGGUAGAAAUCACACAACACCAAGGAGGUUCAGUUCUGUUACCCUGCUCCUGCUCUGACCUGAACACCAAACCUCAGACAUUCACCUGGAUGACCUUCAGAACAGGAUCUCUGACUGACGUGUUAAAUGAUGAACACUACCGUGGCAGACUUCAGCUGUUUAAUAACAUUUCUCCUGGUAAUCUGUCUCUGUUCAUAUCUGACCUGAGAGAAGAGGAUCAGGGAGACUACAGGUGCAGCACUGAGAAGGAAUACAGAGACAUGAAGAUUAAUGUUAAAGCUUAUAUUUCACAUGGACUUUUCACCAUGCAGUGGGCUGUGAUCUCUCUGGUGAUAAUUAUCAGGUGUUUAAUGGACACCAAGGAGGUUCAGUUCUGUUACCCUGCUCCUGCUCUGACCUGA
This is a messenger RNA of Hemibagrus wyckioides, 872 nucleotides long. Its product is annotated as polymeric immunoglobulin receptor-like. The transcript has 5 exons. The record is from RefSeq and is a predicted model, not a curated record. NCBI's taxonomy places the organism in Eukaryota, Metazoa, Chordata, Actinopteri, Siluriformes, Bagridae. Gene Ontology annotation, cellular component: external side of plasma membrane. Bases 93 to 872 code for a protein of 259 amino acids. Gene Ontology annotation, biological process: T cell costimulation; cellular response to lipopolysaccharide; negative regulation of T cell proliferation.